AUGCUCCACGACAAAGAAUCUGCUGGCACUCGAAUGUCUUCGCCCACCACUCCCACUCUGACAAGUACAACAAAGGAUCAAACGACGAGUUUGGACCCUCGGCGCCGGCGGAAGACUGUUUCUAUUGUCCAGCCAAGCACCCAUGCAUCGCAGAGCCAUUCGAUCGUCGAAUCAGCCCAUUUUUCGCGUCGCUCGACGAUGGAUUUGCCGUCGCGAACGAGGUACCCGGCAUGGGUACACCAGAUCGAGCCUGCGAGUCCAGCCGUGGGUUCCGACGACCCUGAAGGGCACUAUCUGAUCAAGAGCAAAUCAUCAGGCCGGCUGCGGUCUGCUGCGCUUGAAAGAAGAUUGACCAUUUCGGGAGAUCCUCAUCCCCGUGACACGGGGAAAGCUGGCGCGCUAACAUUCGCCGGCACCACGCCCUCAACGGCGCCAUUGCCUUCACCUUCACUUUCACCAUCUCGUUCGAUCCCUCCGACUUCGUCGCCCUCAUCUCCGUCGCGCCUUCACCAACCUGGUUCGCUGUCUCCUAUUCCCCGCCUUCCUCAGAGUCGCUUCAGUUUUGAGGUCCAAUCUCCUCUCCGCAAGAUCGCCCUGACCUCACACCUCAAGACUGCCAGCAUCGACCGCAGUACUCCUGCCCCAGAAUCGAGCCGUUCACCCAGGCACUCGUCCUUGUAUAACGGUCACCGAAGAUCCGUUCCAGACUUCCAUUCGUCACACCUUGAUACAGAGUCGGUUUCAGAUCCUCCAGUCGUCUCUUCCGCUGCGACCGCGACUGGGCAAGGGGGUAGUUCUGCGCUCCUUAACGGCGGCUCAACCCUCAGCGUGCAGAGUCCCAAUGCACCAAAGCGCCGCAAAUCGACAUUAUACUCCCAGCAGUCACCCCCGGAUGUGAAGAGGAGAAUGCCGUCAUCCACAGCGACCUUUGUUCAAGGGCGCUCGUAUGCCGACGAGAACGGCGCUGCCGCGAAAACCGACGAAUCUCGGUCCCGAAAUGACGAUAUUUUCUUGAACAUUGCGAGGUCCGACUCGAGCCGUCGCGAGUCCUUGGGUCGCUCUGAACUCAGACGGUCGCGUCUGAGGAUGUCCGGUACUGGAUUUCGCUCGUCUACCUCCCGCGUUAGUAGUGACCUAACACCGUCUCCCGAACAACUGUCCCGCUCAAAUACCUUCGAGAGCCCCUUGCAUUCGAAUUCGCAAAAUGGUUUCCCAUCCACUCGACACAGCUCAUUACCAUAUUCGUACUCGGCUUCUGCCCACCCUCUAGACGAAUCUGGUCGAUCGCCUCAGUCGAAUUUCGCCUCAAGCUCGCACUCAACGGUUGGACUGCCUCGCAGUCGACUAAGUCGUACCAACCCCGAAGAUGAACCAAUUUCUGAGCGACGCGCUUCUUUACACGAUUCACGCUCCUUCCGCCACUCCGGGCUCUCAACAAUCCGAAGUAGUCGACAAGCUUCGGCUUCUGAAGUCACCGAGAAGCCACGUUAUGAAUCCCGACAAGAUGGGACGGAAUCCACCCUUUCGACUACUGCGCCCUCUACCGUCUGGGAUGAGCUGGAAGAUCUCAAAUCGCGCAUCAAGAAACUAGAACUGACUGGAAAACUCCCUCCGUCAUCUCAGGAAGCCAUGCUCUCCUCUGGAGACCGACCGCGCACGGCGACAACGACGGUAACAACGAUGUCCUCCUCGCCGCGUCACCGAAGGACUAGCGUAUCAGGUGAAUCUGAUACUAUUACAGCUCCAAACCCGGUUCAUCCGCUUCUACAGUCGGCUCUGGUCAAGGUAAGGAGUGUGGUAAAUAAGGACGUGUACACGGCAUUGGAGGCCGCCGCCACGGAUGCAAUGGCCCUUUCACAAAUUUUGGGAGCAGGCAAAACACCGUCCGGAAAUGUCUCCAUAGUCAAUGGAUACGGUUCAGCGGAACGCCAAUCUCGACGGAAAGCUGAUAGCGUCUGUCGUAGUCUCACAGAACUAUGUCUCGCUCUGUCAGACGAACAUCAUACUAAGCAGCAGUCGUCGGGCGAUACUACAUUCCGAAUCUCUCAGUCGAAUACUACCGACGAAGGAACAGUAACUCCUACUACGCUAUCAUACCGUAAGAGUAUAACCCAAGACCACGAAGGAAAUGCACCACGACACAGCAGUGGCCCGCGUACCGCAAGUCGGCUGGAAGCGCGGCGCGCAAGCUUAGCGAACCAAGGCGACCAUUACCCUUCACCUGAGAACGCAGGCCAAAGCACCAAAUUGGCACACUCACCGAGUGCUCCCGUCACACCCGCCACUGCCAGUCGGCUAAGUCGGUUGUCCGUUUCGAUGCGGACAAAGAGGUUGCAGGAAGACGAGCCCUCUGAUUAUCGCAGCCCGCACACGCGCUCAGUUUCUAGAAGUAUGACCGACAUUGGAGCUGCCUCCUCAACGCAAAAGGCCUCACCCCGACAACAGAGUUCUUUUGGGUACCAGGCGCCACGGCCGAUUUCUGAUUCUCAGCAGUCCUCUCAGCCGCGUACCCCAACCAGUUCACAAUCCGGCAUACCCCUCCGCCGAAGCUUAAUGACCCCAUCCCACUAUACACCGGCGAUUCCCCGCGCGAACAUACAAGCUGGGUCUCGUCGCUAUGGCUUACCAUCAGCGGCUGGAAGUCCCGUGGAUGAUGUACCACUAUCACCACGCCAAGACGCUCCCCAGUCGAGAAUAUCCGCUCCCUCAAGCAAGCUAGCCUCCAGCUACACGCCCAUAACACAGAAUCGACUUCGCGCAAACAGCUUAGGCGGCCGAAGACUAGGCGUCAGGCGCCCAAUGUCAACAGUAGACACGAAGCAGUCCAAAUCCUUCAACGACAGCAUUGACUGA
Aspergillus nidulans FGSC A4 is the source of this 2853-nucleotide messenger RNA. RefSeq names its product putative LPXTG-motif cell wall anchor domain protein. The coding region runs from base 1 to 2853 and encodes 950 amino acids. Lineage: Eukaryota; Fungi; Ascomycota; Eurotiomycetes; Eurotiales; Aspergillaceae. The record is from RefSeq and is a predicted model, not a curated record. The transcript is spliced from 2 exons.